Scheffersomyces amazonensis is the source of this 579-nucleotide messenger RNA. Its product is annotated as peptide alpha-N-acetyltransferase. The transcript has a single exon. Gene Ontology annotation, biological process: N-terminal peptidyl-methionine acetylation. The record is from RefSeq and is a predicted model, not a curated record. NCBI's taxonomy places the organism in Eukaryota, Fungi, Ascomycota, Pichiomycetes, Serinales, Debaryomycetaceae. Gene Ontology annotation, molecular function: protein-N-terminal amino-acid acetyltransferase activity. Gene Ontology annotation, cellular component: NatC complex. Bases 1 to 579 code for a protein of 192 amino acids.
AUGUCAAGUUCAGAUAAUUUAAAGGAUGACAAUUCUUCUCUUAUUACUGUCAUAGAUAAUCUUGAGUAUCAUCAAUUUGAUGCUUCAAAUCAAGAACAAUUUAAUCAAAUAUCUCAUCUAGUAAGUCAACACUUAUCAGAACCAUACUCAAUAUAUGUUUAUUGGUAUUUCCUUAAUACAUGGCCUCAAUAUUGUUUUAUAGUACGACAACCUAAACCAAAUGAUCAUAAUAUUAUAGGUGUGAUAAUCUCAAAAGUAGAACCUCACCGAAAUGUUAGAAUGAGAGGUUAUAUUGGUAUGGUAGUUAUUGAUCCAAGUUUUAGAAAAUUAGGAAUUGGAAAGAAUUUAGUCAAAUUAACUAUUGACAAAAUGAUAAAUUGGGAUCAAAUAGAUGAAAUUAUGUUAGAAACUGAAGUAAUUAAUAUUGGAGCUAUUAAAUUAUAUGAAAAUUUGGGAUUUUUAAAGACCAAAAGACUUUAUAGAUAUUAUCUAAAUACGCAUGAUGCAUUUAGAUUAAUCUUACCAAUUUCUGAUAAAUCAACUACCAGAAUUGCAUUCUUGCCACAAUUAGAAAGUUAA